Nicotiana attenuata is the source of this 2080-nucleotide messenger RNA. RefSeq names its product protein PHOSPHATE STARVATION RESPONSE 1-like. Gene Ontology annotation, molecular function: DNA-binding transcription factor activity; DNA binding. NCBI's taxonomy places the organism in Eukaryota, Viridiplantae, Streptophyta, Magnoliopsida, Solanales, Solanaceae. Bases 359 to 1783 code for a protein of 474 amino acids. The record is from RefSeq and is a predicted model, not a curated record. The transcript has 8 exons.
CAGGGAGACGAAACAAAAGGGAUGACAUCAUCCACAUAUCAUCAUCAUCAUCAUCUCAAAAUCAAUCAUUCAAUUAAAUACUUUUUGGUAAGUCAUCAGAGAAAGAAAUUAGAAUCUUUCUAUUAAAAAACAUAUACCCACAUAUUUCCCAAAGUCUUGUUCUUUCCCUUUUUUUCCUUCUGUUAAUAAGUCCGCCAUUUCUCCAUUGCCCAAAACGGAUUCUUUGGAUUUUAAGAUAUACGGUGUACAAGGUUGAGAACCGUCAUUUUAGAAUUCGUCUUUUGACUGAGCGAAACAAAGUAGUGAGUUGAAACCGUUUUGUUAAUCUUAAAGUUUUUAAUUCAAUUUAUGGAAAAAAAUGAACAUGCGUCGUGCAUUAUGUAUUCAAAGAUCUAGUGAAGCACAGCACAAUAACAUGGGUAUCCGUGGAGCUAUGUCGACAUCUUUAUCCAUUUUGCCGUCAUUGGAAGAGAAGUAUCUGAAAUUGCCAGAUUCUCUGCAUGUGCUCACAGAAAAGGAGCAAUCUAUAAACCUCAUUUCCUCACGGGCAAUCCCAUUAGCAUCUAACAGUGUAACAGUAGGGCAUCAAUUAUCUUCCACUUCUGGACCCCACAAAGAUUUUCACUUUUCUCCAACCUCUUCUCAAGAAAGUAGGCCACGUAGCUAUCCAUUUAUUUCAAGUGAAGUUUCUGCGACAACCUGCCAAUCUUCACUCUCAAGUCUAUGUUCAGCAUCAUUGGAUAAUUACCCCAUGAGAAACAACAAUAAUUCCUGGAGCAAAGAUGCAUAUCAUGACUUAACUGAUUUUCCUACGGAUGUUCCUGUUCAGAAUGGUCAAGUCGAAAACCUUCCCGUUGUCAUGGCAUCUGAUGACCAGACUAAGAGAUCUGAUUGGCAGGAAUGGGCUGAUCAGCUAAUUAACGAUGAUGAUGCUUUGGGUUCAAGCUGGAUUGAACACCUAGUUGAUGUCAAUCUUCUAGAUCCAGAACCUAAGCUGCUGGGAGCAUCUGAAGUCCUUGCUUUUCAGCCCCAACCUCCUCCAAUUGCACCUUCCGGGCAAAGUUGCCCAGUCGGUAGCCCGUCAUCUUCCACAGCGCUGACGAAAUCUCGUAUGCGUUGGACACCUGAGCUUCACGAAGUCUUUGUAGAAGCUGUCAGUAAGCUUGGCGGUAGCGAACAAGCUACACCAAAGGGUGUCUUGAAGCUCAUGAAUGUUGAAGGCCUAACCAUUUAUCAUGUCAAAAGCCACUUGCAGAAAUAUAGAACUGCCAGAUACAAACCAGAACCAUCGGAAGGAAUACCGGAAAAGAAGCCCGCUAGUGUGACAGAGAUGCCAUCUUUGGACCUGAAAAUGACUAUGGGGAUAACAGAAGCACUUAGAAUGCAGAUGGAAGUCCAAAAGCAGCUUCAUGAACAACUUGAGAUCCAAAGAAAGUUGCAGUUGCGGAUUGAAGAACAGGGUAAAUACCUCGAAAUGAUGUUUGAGAGGACAAAAGACAUGGGGAAAGAUCUAAAGGUAUCAUCGUCACUAAAAACAGAUGAACAUCCUUCACCAUCCUCUGAGACGAAGCAUUCGCCUCCCAACGAUAAAUCAGAAGCACUAGAGCAGGAACCUGUUAGUUUGAACGAUGCUUCAAGUUCCGCAGGGGAGCUUGCACGUGGCAAAAACAAGGAAGGGAACUCACUGGAAAGGAAAACUUGUGAAGAUCAUGGCUCAGAUGUUAGAGACUUGUGUUCAACUCCAUCGAAACGAGCAAAAACUGAGGAAACAUCAGCUUCAUGAAUCUUAACAAACUCAUUUGUAAUGUGUAGCAAGGAUAGCUGAAAUGUGAAUUGUCUUUGCAAAUGCUGUUCAUUUGAUAAAAGCUUCUGGUUUAAAAAUACCUAAAUCUUUCAACCAAAGAACCAACUAUGUUCUUAGCUGAUCCCAGCAUUGCUCGAACCAUCAUCUCGUAGGUCUACGAGUAUGCUGAUAGACAGAGGAUCUUCCAGCCUAGAACAAGAAAGUAGCUUGUCAAUUAUACUGGCUGUUUCAUUGAAUGUGUUUAUCAACAUUCUACAUAAGGAGUCGAUUUGCAUU